Messenger RNA from Aaosphaeria arxii CBS 175.79, 1446 nucleotides. RefSeq lists its product as uncharacterized. The coding region runs from base 1 to 1446 and encodes 481 amino acids. NCBI's taxonomy places the organism in Eukaryota, Fungi, Ascomycota, Dothideomycetes, Pleosporales. The transcript has a single exon. The record is from RefSeq and is a predicted model, not a curated record.
AUGGCACAGCCCGCUCUCGCGAGUAUGCCAAUUGAGCUGCUCGUCCACAUCAUUGCAACCUACCUUUCCACCGAGGACCUGGGAGCUCUUCGAUUGACCAGUAAAUAUCUCGAGCAGGCCCUCUUCGACAGUUUUGCUAGAGAGUUCUUCACCAAGAAGCAAUUCAUGCUCACCACCCCAAGCUUGACUACCCUUAUCGACAUCGCCAAACAUCCUGCUCUCUCUAAAUCCCUCCAGCAUGUCAUCAUUGGCCUUGAUCAUUACCAGUAUACAAGCAAUGGCUUCACCACCUUUGGCGAGGCCGAAAAGUACUAUCAAGGAUUUGCCGAUCAACAGUACCUGAUCCAUUCUGGUCAAGAUCGCGAAAUGCUCGCCGAGGCUCUCUGCGCUCUCCCAAACCUGAAGACUAUUGGGAUCCGGGAUUAUAGUGCUGUUGGUCGCGUCCGAGAAGGAAGCCGUUGGAAUAGUUACGGUGCGCCGACGGUAUUCAGAGAGACCGGUCUGAUGUUACCGCCUCAUAAGACCGGCGCUGAUAUUCUUGCGGCCCUUCCCGCAAAGAUGUUCACUCUUAUUAUGAACGCUCUUGCCGAUGCCAAAAAACCAGUUCCCGAGAUCGAGACCAUUCUGCGCGCAAUUGGCUCUGGAUUGAGUGACGCUGCAUUCUAUCUGCCCGAGUACCAGAGUGUCAAGUUCGAACCGGUCCUGCAGGGUCUGAAAACACUCCUCCUGACCGUGAACCCUGGGAUGGCCCAUCCCGUUCUGCACAUAGAUAACAGCGACGACGUAAUGGGUCAUCGCUAUCUGAAACAGUUCCUUACUCGUCUGCCCAACCUUACCCACCUAAGAUUGAACUAUCAAUCACACGACAGGUGCGCAGGCAAGCCAAUGGUGGAGUGGCUCGGCGACUCCAAGAUAUUCCCACUGCCCAAACUUGAGCGAUUGGAUAUCGGCAUGACAGCGGCACCACCAGAGCUUCUGCUUCGUGUUAUUGCUCUACAUGCGCAGACACUCCGCCACAUCAAUCUUUGGAAGUUCGGCUUGACCUACCCAAGACAAGAUAUCACCCACGACGUAGAUGACCGACCGCACCCAUGGCGUUCCUUCUUGGAGACACUCGCCGGCGUUCCCAAUCUCAACCUCACUAACAUCAUGCUCGGUAAUACAUAUCAUUAUGAUGGUGUUAAUCCGCCCAUCAAUGUCCAGUUCAUCACCGAGGCGGCAAAAGCCGUUGGAGAAGACACCGAGAAGCGACUGACGUACGGCCACAAGGCUUUCGACCAAACUCGAGAGUACCAUGGCAAGAUGAGUGAUUUUCUGCCCAAAUUGAUAGAGGAUGCGUUCGCUCGAUGGCCAGUUGGCUACUCGCACAGAGCGCAGCGCUUCGAUCAAAAUGAGGACGAAGACAUGGAUUCAGAUGAUGACGAGGAUGAGGACUUUGAAGAUUAG